GAACAGCUUACGAUUAGGGUUUAUCAAAUUCAGGAUUUGUGAAACAAAAAGGAUUGAAGAUGUUUCCAGGGAUGUUCAUGCGAAAACCAGACAAACAGGUUGCUCUGAAACAGCUCCGGGUCCAUGUCGCCAUGUUCGGGUCAUGGGUCGUCGCGAUUCGAGUUGCACCCUACCUUCUCCAUUACUUCUCCGAUAACAACGACGAACUCGUCCUUGAUUUCUAACUUUGUUUCUCCAGUUGCUGUUACCAGGUAAACAUCGAUUGAAUUACCCAAUUUGUAUGUUGAUUUACAGUGAUUUCGCGUAUUUUGUAAUAAUCAAUACAUGACGAUUUAUAUCAUUCUAUGCCUUGAAGAUACGUUUUAAACAUCUGAUCUAAGCAUUUUAUUCU
Molecule: messenger RNA, 391 nt
Organism: Cynara cardunculus var. scolymus (artichoke)
Lineage: Eukaryota; Viridiplantae; Streptophyta; Magnoliopsida; Asterales; Asteraceae
Product: mitochondrial import receptor subunit TOM6 homolog
Exons: 1
Coding region: 60-224 (54 amino acids)
Cellular component (GO): mitochondrial outer membrane translocase complex
Source: RefSeq, a predicted model, not a curated record